Messenger RNA from Cricetulus griseus (Chinese hamster), 1710 nucleotides. The record is from RefSeq and is a predicted model, not a curated record. NCBI's taxonomy places the organism in Eukaryota, Metazoa, Chordata, Mammalia, Rodentia, Cricetidae.
AUGCAAGGGACAGGGAAGGAAGGGACGCAGACUGGAGGCAGGCCACAGGUAUGGAAAGCGCCAGAGAAGCAGCUGCUCAAGCCUUUUGGGGAAGGCUCUGUGUGGGACAAGGGUCGAGGCAGUGACGCGGUGCUUAGCGUCUUCACAGAUGGACAGUUAGCCCUCUUUCUAUCCAGUCCUGAACCUUCACGCUUCAUUACCACCAUCCCUGCCUCUGCCGAGGAGAAGGUUGCCUUUACCACAAGCAUCUACAACCAGUUCAGGCUGGAUAGGCUGGAUGCGUUUGGUCACCAAAAGGGAGUUGCUAAGGGUUGCCGGGAGAGUGUGGUCUGCUUACUGCACCAUUUGGAGCUCGGUGGUGUAGCUCAGUGCUAUCUGACAGUCAGCAUUGAGCCCCUUCCUCCUGUGGUGGCUGGGGACGCAGUGACCCUGAAGUGUAACUUCAAGACAGACGGCCGCAUGCGCGAGAUCGUGUGGUACCGGGUGACAGAUGGUGGCACCAUCUCACAGAAGAUCUUCACCUUUGACGCCAUGUUCUCCACCAACUACUCCCACAUGGAGAAUUACCGGAAGAGGGAGGAUCUUGUGUACCAGUCCACUGUGAGGUUACCUGAGGUCCGGAUCUCAGACAAUGGUCCCUAUGAGUGCCAUGUGGGUAUCUACGACAGAGCCACCAGGGAGAAAGUGGUCCUCGCCUCAGGCAACAUCUUCCUCAAUGUCAUGGCUCCUCCUACCUCCAUCGAAGUCGUGGCUGCGGACUCACCUGCCCCCUUCAGCCGGUACCAGGCCCAGAACUUCACACUGGUCUGCAUCGUGUCUGGAGGGAAGCCAGCACCCAUGGUUUAUUUCAAACGGGAUGGGGAGUUGAUCGAUGCAGUGCCCCUGUCAGAACUGCCAGCCGCAGCCAGCUCUGGCCCCUUCCAGGACAGCAGGCCCUUCCGCAGCCUUCUGCAUCGGGACGUGGACGACACUAAAAUGCAAAAGUCCCUGUCCCUCCUGGACACUGAAUACCGGGCUGGACGUCCCUACACGGAGCGCCCCUCACGAAGCCUCACCCAAGACCCCAGCCUCUUCGUGCAGCCCACCACGGAAAACAUCCCAGAGACAGUGGUGAGCCGCGAGUUCCCCCGUUGGGUACACAGCGCCGAGCCGGUCUACUUCCUACGCCACAGCCGCACCCCAGGCAGCGAUGGCACGGUGGAGGUGCGAGCCCUGCUCACCUGGACCCUCAACCCGCAGAUUGACAACGAGGCCCUCUUCAGCUGUGAGGUCAAGCACCCAGCUCUGUCCAUGCCCAUGCAGGCGGAAGUCACUCUGGUUGCUCCCAAAGGGCCCAAAAUCGUGAUGACACCCAGCAGAGCCCGGGUUGGGGACACAGUGAGGAUCCUAGUCCACGGAUUUCAGAAUGAGGUCUUCCCAGAACCCAUGUUCACGUGGACCAGAGUGGGCGGCCGCCUACUGGAUGGCAGCGCUGAGUUUGACGGGAAGGAGCUGGUGCUGGAGCGGGUUCCUGCUGAGCUCAACGGCUCCCUGCAUCGCUGCACUGCCCAGAACCCACUGGGUUCCACCGAUACACACACUCGGCUCAUCGUGUUUGAAAACCCAAAUAUCCCAAGAGGAACAGAGGACUCCCAUGGUUCGGCUUCUGUCCUCGCUGGUGUCUGGCUCACCUUGGUGCUCGCCCUGACAGUGGUCCUGGAGCUCACGUGA